UCUUUUUAAAGAGAAUCUCUUUCUCUUUCUUUGUUCAUUAUAUAUAUUACAUAUAUAUAAUAAUAAUAAUUUUAAAAUUACUUUUAAUGAAAUUAUUAUCACAAAAUGUCUCUUUUAUUAGAAAAGUUUGCAAUUUUCUUAAUUUUAAUUCUAACGAUAAUCCUCCCCUCAAAUAAUUUGAUCAUGGCUCAAACAAAUAAUGCCGCAAUUUGUCAUUCUUCUGCUAAUCCUUGUAUCAAAAUUAAUGAUUUAUUAAAACCUUGUGGUGAGACAUUACCUAUGCCUCCCAAAUUAAAUGAUACUGAUACAAUUCAAAACGUUAGUUAUUUUGUUGGAAACUCUGAUGAAGCGAAAUGUUGGUGUAAUAAAGAAUUUUAUGAUUUAUUAUUAAAUUGUACGACAUGUUUGUCUAGCCCAACCGUUAAUGCGACCGUAUCUCCAUUGGAUGAUUAUAAAAAUGAUUGUAAAAAAUAUGGAACAGAAUUCAAAGAACCAAAACAAUCAAGUUCUUUAACAAAAACACCAUCAGAAGCAUCAGGAGCGAGAGGUCCAAAUAAACUUUUAAUUGCUCUCGGCGUUAGCGCAUUGGUAACAUUAUUAGCGAGUUUGGCCUUUUGUUUGUGUGUCAUCAGAAGAAAAAAGAUAAAGUCCCGUGCUUAUGCAAAAUUGAAAUCAGAUUAUUAUGCAUCAAAAGGAAGAGGAAUUAACAUUAGUGGAAGAAAUGUCGUUAAUGAAAAUGAUGAAAAGGAAUUAUAUUCCCCUUCAGUUCCAAUGCCACCACCAUUAGCUCAUCAACCUCAACAAAAUGAACAACAACAACAGCAGCAGCAGCAAAAACAACAGCAACAAUCGAUGGAUCAGAAUCAACAUAAUUCUUAUAAUUUUAAUAAUGCAAUAUACGGGGAACAGCAAUAUUAUGUGGAGGCGAAUCAAGCUCAAGUACCAAGAUCCAGUCAUGAAUGUUCUGAUAAUGUUAAUAAUAAUCAUCAAAAUUAUCCCAAAUAAUAUUUAGUUUGUAUAUAAUAUAUAUAUAUAUAUACACAGUA
Molecule: messenger RNA, 1046 nt
Organism: Rhizophagus irregularis DAOM 181602=DAOM 197198
Lineage: Eukaryota; Fungi; Glomeromycota; Glomeromycetes; Glomerales; Glomeraceae
Source: RefSeq, a predicted model, not a curated record